AUCUAGUACUGUUUGUUUUUAUCUGAUUUUAUUUACUUACUUAUGUUAUCAUUAUUUAUUUUGAUAUACACAUGUAUACAUAAUUUGUUUAUUCUUUCUGUGGGUAUUCAUAAGGUAGAUCUUUUUAAUAUAGACCCCAUUUUUAACUUUAUUUACUUUUUCCCAAGUCCCACAUUCUCUUUAUUUCUAAACUAUAACACUAUUUCAUGUAUUUUUCCAUUUAAAUUAUAUUUCUUUUGCCAAUGAGUCUAUGCACUACAUUUCCCAUCACCCAUGCGGUUCUGGUCACGUGACCCGCGGGUAUUGGUGCUGUGUGAUGCCGCGGGUCACGUGACACAGCUCGAUCCCGCCCUGCCGUCCGUGCGUGCCGCUCUGUUCUACACUGGCCGCACGGACUGUAUACACAUCAAUAAAAUACAUGCGGUCACGUGGCCCGGCGCACUACAGAUCCCAGAGUGCAUCGCGGGUCACGUGACACGCACGGAUAUUGUAUUUUAACUUGCUUUUGUUUUAUAUUAAAAAACCCUCGUUUUUAAUUGAUAUUUAUAUAUAUACCAUCCUAUGUUUUAAUAUAACAAUACUGUAUAUUAUUUCUUAUUUCUGUUUAUGUAUUCUUCAUUUACAUUUUGUUCAGUUUUGAUUGGUGAUCGUUUUUUUGGCGCCAAUUUUUGAAUGUAUGUUAAAGCUAUAUAUACUCUUUAUGUGCCAGGUACUAACACUAUUCCAAUUUGAUAAAGCCUCUACGGCGAAACGCGUUAUUGGUUUUAAUAUAUUGUAUUGAUAAAUUAUUUUAUAUAUAUUACCUUUUUAUACUAUUUUAUCCUUAUCCACUGUUCCUGGCAUAUCCUAAGGUGGGGAUCAUACCACCCACGCGAUAUAUAGAGUGCAGAAAAGCCUGCACUCUACUUGUGAGUAUAUUUUAUUCAUUUUAUAUUUUUUAUACUAACCACCUCACCAGAGAGCACUAUUGGCUGUUUUUAUCUCUUUUCCUGAGAAUUGGACAUCAGCACUCCCCAGGAGGACAAGUACCCCCAUAAGCGGAGGGCAAUCUGCUGUAUGCCCAUCACACUUGAGCUGGUCCUAGCUCAUGGACAUGUGAGUGUGUAAUUUAUAUUUUAACUUCACCAUUUCUUAUUUAUACACUCUGCACGAUUAGCUCUUUCCCAUUGUGUCUUUCAUAUCGUGAGAUGGACAACUGUUAACAAAGAAGAUACCACAUCAAGUUGAGAUACCACCAAAAACUGGAACUCUCUUACAGAACAUUUUUUAUUUUGGACUGAAAUUUUAUUUAUUUAUUUAUUUAUUUUUAAUUUUAUUUAUCCCUCUUGGCGCAGCCUUUUUUCUCUGUUUUCUUGUAUUUUCUUGAGUGAGUUGAAAGUUAUUUUGGAUGAAAUUUUGGGAAUGGGAUUAACUAUAUGAGAUGAAUAUAAUCUCAUGUACUAUAGGUUAUGUUUAUCAAAUAUCCAUGGUCAUGUAAAGUCUCCUUGGUCAUUUUAGUGGAUCUUUGAUAAACAUUUUAUUGCUUAUCAAAGAUCCACUAAAAUGACCAAGGAGACCUAUAGUCUCAAUCAGGAUUAACCUUACCCAUAAUGUAAAUGAUUAUAUGGAUCAGGUGUUGAAAAGAUUUGUUGAAACUUUAUCCUCACAUUUAUGAGUUCCAUGAGGUUAUAUCUUAUGCGGUAUGGAUGUGGAGUCCUUAUAUAGCUUGAUAUCUCAUGAUAUAGGUAUGACACAUACUGGUGGUGUUUUCUUAAAAAUAGAAGUCUAGAUUUUGAUCAACAUACAUUUGUUUCCUGAGAUUGUUGAUUUCAUCCUCUGAAAGAAUUUCUUUUUUAAUAUUAAAAUUUACCAACAGAAUAAAGGAACUACAAUGGGCACAUCUUGUGCCCCAUCCUACACCAACUUACAUUUAGGUUGGUGGGAGGAACAUAUUGUGAUUUCUGAGCACUACCAUCAACUGGAUGGGAAGUGACGGAGCAGCUUUCCUAAACUGAUCAGUACGAGAGAGAAAAAUCUGCAGUAGAUGAGCUGUGAAUUAAUAUUUUCUAUAGAUUGAAGAUAAGUCAAAUACUUUUUAAGAUGCCAAAAUUAAGGUUUCAGCAAUCAGUACAUGAGAAAAUGAAAAUGGCUAAAUUCAACCAAUAUUUUGAGGAGAUGCCCCUCAGAACCAGGUGAAAGAUUAUAUGUAACAACAUAAAGAGAGGCCUAAGUUAUAUAGUUAACUAGGCUGAAAUGAAACAUUUGCCCAUCAAGCUAGGGGUGAAUCCAAAACCUAAUCUCAGGAGGGGGCACUGGUAGAUUUUUUUUUUUUUAAAGGAACAAUACAGUCACAAUAACCUCUACCGCCCUCUGUAGUAGUUAUGGUGCCAGAAGUGCUGUGGUGCCCUUCCAGAGUAAGUAGUCAAACUAUUUAAGAACAUUUUACAACUACCUGUGAUAGGGCCUGAAGUAGGGGAUAGGGGCAGUAGUGGGGGGUUAGGAGCUGUAGUUUAGUGAGGGGUACAAUGUGUACAUUUAAGGGAUGCAGUGUAUGUGUGUUAGGGGUGCAAUGUGUGUGUGAGGGAUGCAGUGUGUGUGUGUGAGGGACGCAGUGUGUGUGUGUGUGUGUGUGGUGUGCAGUGUGUGUGAGGGAUGAGUGUGUGAUUGUGAGGAGUGUAGUAUGCUAUUGUGAGGGGUGCAGUGUGUGUGUGUGAAUGAGUGCAGUGUGUGUAGGGUGCAAUGUGUGUGUGUGAUUGUGAGUGGUGCAGUGUGUGUGUGAUUGUGAGUGUUGCAGUGUGUGUUAGGUGCAGUGUGUGUGAUUGUGAGGGGUACAGUGUCUGUGAUUGUGAGUGGUGAAGUUUGUGUUUGGUGCAAUGUGUGUUUGGUGCAGUGUAUGUGAUUGUGAGGGUUAUAGUGUGUGGGGGUGCAGUGUGUGUGAUUGUGAGGGGUUGCAAUGUGUGUGAUUGUGAAGGGUACCAUCUGUGAUUGUGAGGGGUGCAAUGUGUAUGUGAGGGGUGUAGUGUGUGUAAGGUGUAGUGUGUGAGUUGGAGGGGUGCAGUGUGUGUGAUUGUGAGGGGUUCAAUGUGUGUGAUGGUUGUAGUGUGUAAGGUACAGUGUGAGUGGGAGGGACACAGUGUGUGUGAUUGUGAGUGGUGCAGUGUGUAUGAUUGUGAGGGUUACAGUGUUUGAGGGUGCAGUGUGUGUGUGUAAUUGUGAGGGGUACAUUGUGUUUGAUUGUGAGGUGCAGUGUGUAGUUGUUGUGAGAGGUGCAGUGUGUGAGGGGUUCAGUGUGUGUAUGUGAUUGUGAAGGAUACCAAGUGUAAUUGUGAGGGGUGCCAUGUGUAAUUGCGAGGAGUGCAGUGUGUGAUUGGGAGGGGUGUGGUGUGCGUGAUUGUAAGAGUUACAGUGUUUAGGGGGUGCAGUGUGUAUGUGAUUGUGAGGGUUACAGUGUGUGUGAUUGUGAGGGGUACAGCGUGUGUGUGUGAUUGUAAGGGUUAUAGUGAGUGUGAUUGGGAGGGUUACAGUGUGUGUGAUUGUGAGGGGUGCAGAAUGUGUUAUUGUGAGGGGUGCAGGGUGUUAUUGUGAGGGGUGCAGUGUGUUAUUGUGAGGGGUGCAGUGUGUGUGAGGGAGCAGUGUGUAAGGGGUGCAGUGUGUGUGUGUGUGAUUGUGAGGGAUGCCGUGUGUGGGGGGUGCAGUGUGUCUGUGAUUGUGAGGGGCACAAUAUGUGUGAUUGUGAGGGGUACAGUGUAUCUAGUGUGAGAGAGACUUUGCAGGCUAAGAUAGGGGUCUGAGAUGGGAGCAGCAGCUUUUUAAGUUAAUUUCUUAAUUUAUUUUAUUUUAAUAUUUUUCAAGUGUCCCCCCUCCCUGUUUCUUACUUGCAUCCAGGGAGGGAGGACGCAUGUUCCCUGGUGGUACGGUGGCACUUAAUUCCCUGGUGGUUGUGCUUUAAGUUGUGCUUGCUGUCACGGGUGGAGGUAUGGAAACUAGGACCCCUGAGUGCCUGAUGAUGUUGGGAGUCUCAGCGUGGAAAUAGACCAUCAGGGCCUGGUGCAGGGUAACCACAUGCCCCGUGGUGUUGAGCACCAGCGUUUGUGCAGCCACAUACCAGGGCCUUGAUGCAGCUACUGCGGAUCCCAAGAGCUUGGAGCUUAAUAUGCAGACCUCCCAGGAACUGGAUAGGGGGGCUCUGCAGCAGACAUGUAUCCAGUACAGAAACAAGGCAAGACUAGGACAGGCACCUGACUAGGAGAACCCAGAACCAGAGCAGGACAGAAAGCAGAACCCAGAACAUGUACACAAGACAUGAGGAAAACAUGAACAGGACAGGACUGUACAUGAACUGGGAAUACAAGACAAAAUAAAACAAGACAAGAGAUACAAGGCAAAACAAGAGGAGACAUAACUAAGUACUAUAUAUGUAAAACAUUGGAGAUUUAGACAUACAUAAAUGGCCAAGAUGUAUGCAGCCCACUAACUGCGUCAAAGUCCUCCAAUUAAGGUGGUUCCUAUCUACCUAGAUAAGCAUGACUAAAUAAACAAUAAUAAAACACAUACAGCAUUUACCUGCAAGAAAAGGGCAGAGGACUUGUAGCAACUGCCUGUAGGAAACAACUGAAGCAAAAGGGUUCAUGGAAAAGGAGCAGGUGUGGCAACAUAAAACAAACAUUUAAAGGAAUCCAAGAGACUGGGAAUUCCAGGAACGGAAUAAAGGAAUGAACCCAGAAAACCCAGCAUAAAGAAAACCAGACAUGGAAUAGAAAACCAGAAAAAAAAGAAAAACUAAGAAUUAUAAAAAGAGUACUGGAUACCAGAAGCCAAGGCCAGACAACUCAGCAGAACAGGACAGGAUGUGACACUUGCUUAGUUAGGAUAUAGCAAUGUUAUUAAUUGUAUUAGAGUGUCUGGUUUGUUGUUUGUAAAGGGUAGAAUUUGAUUAGCGGUUACAUGUCAGGGUAGAAUUUGAUUAGAGGUUACAUGUCAGAAAGCUUUUGCACAGUUAGGAAAAGACUGUAAAAAGGCAGUUUUUUGAGGUGAGAUUUAAGGGUGAGAGUUUAGAAGAGAAUAGAUAAAUCUAAUUAUGAUUUAUAUUCAGGUGAUACUGGAAACUAAAAGAUAAAUGUUUGACAAAGAGAAGAUCACAUGGCUGAGGAAUAAUAAAAAAAAAAUCUGCUGUUUAAUAUACUAAGCCUCAUACUUCUUCAAGUAGUGUUUUCUUAAUAUGAAUUGACAUUACCUAGCCAUUGGUUCUUCUUAGCAUAUAGAAAACAGUUAAUACUUUUGAUAUCUCAUAAUUUUCACUUAAUUUCAGAAAUUGUCAGACCAACAUUUUAUUGUUGUUUUGCAAGUAUUAUUAGUAAUCUUGGUAGUAGACUCCUGAAUUAAUUUUUUCGAUCGGCAGGUCAUCUGAAAACUCUGGAGUUUCAUGUGGACUUCUAAACAAACAAUCAAACAAUGACACAUACAAUGGACAAGCAUAUUUGUUUGAUUCCUGAUCCAGAGUUCUGUCCAUGGCACCAAAAAAGAAAAGGGAAAAAAAGGUGAUUAAUGAUUAAGGGACAAGCACUAAAUGUUAUUUUUUUUCACAGAUCAAGUGAGAAUUGAUCAAUAGAGGGAAUAAAGAAGGGACAGGAAACAUUUAUAUUUGUAUAUAGGUAAGCAAUAUAUAUGUACAGUAUAUAAAUAUAGAUUUGUAUUACUGCUCAACCUCUUUUUCCCUUUAUUGGUGCCUUUCUCACUUGAUCUGCACACCAAAUGAUGGGAAAUACACUAUUUUGCAGUAUACUUAAUGGCCCAAUUUUGCAGACUUUCUCAUGUGAAUCCUUUUCCAGAAUAUUUUGCAUAGUCUAUAGUGUGAAAAUCUAAAAUCCCACUUGAAUUGGACUAACUUUAAUUUUCUGAACAAGUUAUUUGAUCAAACCAAAUGUUCUGCCAUGCACAAGUCUAGUUGUUAAUCUUAUUGGCCACUGUCGCUUUGGGAGUUUUCUAAACUCAAGCAUAUUGGUGGAUUCCAACUUUUCCUCACAUUUUUGACACGAUGUUAGGGUCAUUAUUUUACAAGUGCUCCUGAGAUAGUGGCUAGAGGCUAUACAGUGAUUGAUAUAGUGAUUGAUAUUAACCAAUUAUUGGAUGAUAUGAUAUGAUAGUAUCUAAAAUUAGGUUAAUCAGUAAGGAAGAGUAUUUUUUUUUUGUAAAUAUAUUCUUUAUUAGAGUAUUAAUUGUUUUUCACAAUAAGACAUCACAUAAAUUAGACAAAAGACACAAUAACAAAGCGUGUAUAUAGAUAAGACAUAAAAUUCUUAUAUCGGCGGUGUUUUACAAAGUUAAGAACGUAAAAAGUAGGUACGGACCAAUGGUUCAGCGGGAAUCAAAAAGCACACUUUUUCAAAGCUUAUUCCCUUAGAAUUUUAUAAAGCGAUUCCCAAUCCUAAGUCUUGAGAUAGUUUAUAAAGAGAGUACUAUAUCUUGAUCAGUUGUCCUGGAAUGCUGUAUACCAGGAAUACAAAACAAAUUGAAGAUGCUAUUUAAUGAAGGUCUCAAUCCAGGGGAGCCACAUUUUAUCAAAAACUAAGCUUUCACACAAUUGACAAUAAAUGCCACUUUCCAUUUUAUAUUGAUAUUUAAGUUGUAAAAGGACUUGAGACCAACUUGGGACAAUUUGUUGAAACCAAUGCCUUGAUAUGAAUACUUUUAUGGCCAUAAGGAGUUGUAUUAUUAGAUAUCUUGUUGUUAAUGAAAACCUGGAAAUAUUGAAAUGAAACAGAGCUGUUGUAAAAUCAAGAUCCCAAUCCUCCAUAACCAAACAGGAAAUUUAUUUUAUCACCACAGUCCAUAGAGGUCUAGUCUGUGAACAAUCCCACCAAAUAUGCUUAGAACUACCCUUUGCACGGUGACAUCUCCAAUAUAACUUUGAAUUAUUAGAGUUAAUUUUAUUUGAAGGACCACUGUAGGCACCCAGACCACUUCAGCUCAAUGAAGUGGUCUGUGUGCCAGGUCCAUCUAGAAUUAACCCUUUCUGCUGUAACAUGUUUUCCUAUGGGUUAAUUCAGCCUCUAGUGGCUGUAUCAUUGACAGCCGCUAGAGGUGCUUCCCACUGUGAUUUUCACAGUGAGAAGACGCCAGCAUCCAUAGGAAAGCAUUGAGAAUGCUUUUCUAUGGCCUGGCUGAAUGUGCGCGCGGUAUGUGUUUAACCCCUUCCUCACCCUAAAGCCUGGCGGGAGGUGGAGGAGGGAGGUGGGGGGGGACCUAGAGACCCUAUAGUGCCAGGAAAAUGACUAUGUUUUCCUGGCACUAUAGUGAUCCUCUUUAAGAUAUUAGGAAUCAAAUGCCAUUGAUGCAUAAUCUUAUAGUGGAAUUCAAUUAAUUGAUUUUUUCAUUUCUCGUAUAGAUUUAAACCACAUAUCAGGCUGUGUGAUGUAUCCAAUUUCUUUAUCCCAACUUUUCCAUGCUCUAGGCUUAACAUCCAUCUCCUCUCGUAACAAUAUGCUAUUGAUCGAAAUUUAGUUUCGUUUUAAAAUAAAUCAUUAAUUAUUUUACUUAAUAUACUUUUCUCAUCUAUUAUCAAGUGUGAUGCCUGAUAGUUUUUUAGUCUUAAGCAAGUGAAGUCUCUUUUGGACAGAGGGUAAAAUAUUGUUGUAAUUGUGGGAAAGAUUUUAUGGUAUUUCCAUCUAAAAUAGCUAUUUUUUUGAUUGAGGCAGAUCUUCACCAAUACUUCCACUUAAGAGCUCCAACGUUUUGUUUAAUUGUCGUAAUUGGACUAUAUUUAGAGAUCUUAUCCUGAAAUGUAUUUUUUUUUUAUCGUUCAUCCAAUUGGAAUAUAAUUCUAUUAAAUGUGGGGUUCAAUUUUCAUAACAAAGCUAUUCCCAGCUUUGUUAUUUAGUCAGAUUACGUCAGCAAGAUCUUAUUUAUUACAUAUAAAUGUUUCAAUUUUUUACCAGGGAUCUUCUCUAGAACUUGGGUCCUGCCAUCUCUGCAAAUGAUAUAUUCUACUAGCUUUAUAGUAGUUUAUGAUUUUAGGAACCUCGAGACCCCCCCUUAUCUGCUCUCUUCAUUUUGUGGGAAACUGCAAUUCACAGUCUCUUUUGCCCCCAAAUAUAACUCAGGAGAAGGCUAUGUAUUUGUUUAAUUUUCCAUUAUGGUAUAAUUCUAAAAAUAUAUUACCACUUUGGUAAGAGAUACGGUUUAAUUAUAUUAAUUCUACCUAGCCAUGAGAUACCUAUAUGCUUCCAUGUAUUUAAUAAUUUAUGACUUGUCUCUUUAUAAAGCAUAUAAAAAUUUCUGUCCACUACAUCGUUCAUUUUUGAAGAAAUAUGGAUACCUAAGUAUAUAAAUCCUUGCGGUGUCCAUUUAAAGGGGUAUUUAGUUGAUGAGUACAAGAUCAUAUUGUAUUCUAGAUUGAUUUUCAUGAUUUGAGAUAGUUUAUAUUUAAUUUAUAAUUUGAAAUUAAACUGUAUUUUCUUACCUCCAAAAGCAAUGCCUCCAAGGAUAACUCUGGCUCUGUCACGGUUAAAAUGAUGUCAUCCGCAUACAUACUAGUUUUAUAAUUCGAGAUUAUCUAUUUUAACACCUUUAAUUUGAGGAUUAGAUCUUAUUUUUUCAGCAAGGGGUUCCAAGGUCAAAAUAUAUAAGAGAGGGGCAAGGGGACAUCCCUGCCUAAUUCCAUUUAUUAUUGUAAACCAGUUUGCGGAGAUGCCAGGACCCACUGCUCUAGCCCUAGAUUCAGUAUAGAUCACCAUUAUAGCAGUCUUUAUUUGACCCCUAAAUCCAAAUUUGUCGAUUCAUGAAUCCCCAGCUGAUCCUGUCAAACGCCUUUUCGGCAUCAAGCGACAGGAUCAGCUGGGGAGUCUUAUCCCUAGUGGCCCAGUCUAAUAUGUCUAUCAACCUGUGAGUGUUAUUAAUUGAUGCCUCCCCCCCCCCAACAAAUCCUAUUUGAUCUUGAUGUAUAAGGAAGGGUAUUAUUAACUUUAGUCUAUUAGCAAUUAUUAAUGAAUAUAUUUUCAUAUCAGUAUUUAUUAAUGAUUUGGGUCUCUAACUAGCAGGAUUUGUUAGGUCUUUAUCAUUCUUCAAUAUUGGUGAAAUAAAGGCUUGUAAGAGUUAUUAUGGUGGGGCUCCCUGCUGACCUAUCUCUUUAAAUAAUACCACUAAAUGUUCUAUUAGAUCAUUUUUUAUUUUCUUAAAAAAUACAUUUGUAUAGCCAUCGGAACCUGGGGCCUUGUUCAACUUGAGUUUAUUAAUUGUAUUUUCCACCUCCUGAGCCACAAAUGGUAAAUUUAAUUCCCACAAUUGUUCUUCUGUUAGUUCAGGUAACUGAGUUUUUUCAAGGUAUUUUACUAUUUCUAACUCUCUGGACUCCAAUGGGAGAUUGUGUAACUUGGAGAAGAAUUUAUUAAACACUUCUCCAAUUGAGAUUGGGCGUCUGUGACUAUGUCCAUCUAAUAUUAUUUGUUCUAUUCUGUUUUUUUAAUCAAUUAAUUAGCAUUUUAUCAGUUCUAUUUCCCUUAUACCAUUUUUGGUUUUAUUUAUAUAAAGCAUAAUUGACUUUCUGCAUUAGGAUGGCAUUAAUUUUAUUUGUUAUUUCUGAGAUUUCUAUAUUCUUUUCUUUUGUGGGAGAAAUUUUAUUUAGAUUGUUUAAAUUAUAUAAUUUGAUAUGUAGCUGAUUUAAUGAUUGGCCUUGUUUUUUUUUUUUUCUUUUCUGACCCCAGCUUAAUAAGGUGUCCUCGAAGGCACACUAUACAGCUGAAUGUGGUAUAGCUUGCGUAAGGUUUUCUUCAAAAUAUAGAUUAAUAGUUUUGGAUAAGUAUUCAGUCUUCUUUGCUAGUUAGCAAACCCUCAUUUAAUCUGCAGGACGAAAUAACUCCAUUGUCUUUACGUAGCCCAAUAUCUAAAAUAACAGUUGAGUGGUCUUUCUAUGUAUUGUCUGAACUGAGGUACAAGCUUGAAUAUUUUGUUUCAAGUAAUCAAAUCUCGAAUAUGACAGGUGGGGUCUAGAAUAGAAUGUAAAAUUAUUUUCUUCUGGAUGUUUUACCAUCCAGAUGUCAUAUAAUUCAAAAUUAGAUAUGAUAUUCUGUAAAUCUGAUAAUAAAGGACUGUACUUGUUACAUUUCCUCAAAGUCUUUUUAUCUAAUUUUGCAUUUAUCACACGAGUCAAAUCUCCACCUAUUAGGAAAGUUCCCUGAACCUUAUCUUCAAACUUGGUUAGUAUUUUAUUAAUAAAUCUUUGAGGGUUUAGAUUUGGAGCAUAUAAGAAUAAAAAAAACCUUCCCUUGUAAUUCACAUUUCAAAAAUACAUAUCUACUCUUCUUAUCUUAGGCAAUUAUUAUUGGAAAGUGGUAUGUCUUUAUUAUCAGACUCCCCACUUUCCAAUGUGUCUCUUGUAUAAAUCCCACUGAUACUUUAUUUAUUUUUUCAUAUAGUCUACCAACAGAUGGCAUUUAUGUGGUGUGUUUAACCUCUUAACAUUUAGUGUUGCAAAUCUCAGUUUAUUAUCCAUAUUCCUGUACUCCAAAUAUCCAUAUCUCUUCAAUGCUAAACCAGUGGCCGCCCAUACCGCCCAACAUAAAAACAAUUAACAAACAACAAGCCUCAUUGGAAUUAUAAGUCACACAAUCUGGAGAGGAACUGGCCACACCACUUCAUUAUGGACAAUACGUCCCCAGAUUAGUGUCCUACCCCACCACCCUGGUUGGACACUACUUUGCGCUCAACUUAUAAGAGCGAAAUAAAAACAGGGUGAACAAAUAUCAUAGUUAUAACUGUGACUAGAUGGACUGAGACAUAUUUUUUUUUAUAAGAUUAGGUAUUCUCAAAUUAGAUUGUAUGUUAAUCAUCCCAAAGUAGCUACCUUGGAGAGAAAUUUCAUUUAUCUAAAUUCUUAACAAAUAGGAAAUAAAAUUUGUCAGUUCUAAAGUUAUUGUGAGAUUUAAACAACUAGUCGUUAAUUUAGUUUUCAGUUACUUCAAUAUAAUUGCCUAUGGAGGACAUGCGGCAGGAGUUCUUAGUGAGAUAUAGAACUAUUAAUAAAAUACACAUCCUUUUUCCUUUCUUUUUUUCCCCUUUUAUUCCCUUUCCUUUUUUUUUCUUCUUUUAUGUCCACUAUGUUACAUCGGUAGACUAUAUAACUUACAACGAUAUUUAUAAAUCUGUUCAGUACUUUGUCAUUGUCCAACUCUAUGCCUUCCUGAACCAUCCUUUAUUGAAUACUUAUUCCAAACUUAAGUCCUAAAUAUUUACAUUGUUAUUUUUUAUAAAUCUGUUGUUUAAAUUUGUUUAGCGUACUGUUAUCCAUCAUUCUGUUGCCUCUAAUUGUAUGGCCUUUUACAGUGUUGUAGUACCUUCUAUCUUACACCAAUACAGUAUAUUACAUAACCAUUGCAUAACUAUUACAUUACACAACCAUAACCAUUAUUUUCCUUUGUCUUAUGGUUUCGAACCAUUUAUUGUGCAAUAGCGUAUUUAAUAGGUAAUAAAAUAAGAGAAACAUUUAACUUUAUCAUUAGACUUGCAUGAAACAAUAUUAUUCGAUCAAAUAAAUUAAACGUCACUUAAUUUUUUUAUCUCAAGCCAAGUGGUGACCUUUUGACUGGAAUAAAAGAUUAAAGUUGAAUUUUCAUACUAUAUUAGAAAUUUAGUUGGGAAUCCCCAUCUAUACUCGAUGUUAUUAUUUCUCAAGACCUUUGUAGCAUGAGUAAAGAAUUUUCAUGCCAAUCUAGUGGCCCUCGAAAGAUCUGGAAAACAUUUUAAAUGUUUGUAUUUUGAUGGUAAAGUGUUCAUAUCUCUGAAAGUCAUUAUGAACUUUUUUUUAUUUUAUAUGAAUAAAAUCUGAUAAUUACGUCCCUUAAAUUUGAUUCAGGUACUCCCUUUGGCUUUUGCAGUCUACGAAUACGUUCAAAAAUAAUUUCCUUCUUUUGACCAUAUGGGUCAAUUAUCUUGUACAAUUUGGUGAAAUAUUCUUCUAAUUCUUGCGGUUGACACUCCUCUGAUACCCGUCUUAUACAAUGAUUGAUUCUUCUUUGUCUGUCUUCUAAGUCUUGGAUGUUAGUUUCAUAUAAUUUGAUUUUCAUAUGCAGACUUUUCUCUUCUGCUGUAUUCAAUUUAGUUUGGAGGUUUGUGAGUUGUUUUUCAUUAUUUUCAAUUUUUUGUUCCAGUCAUAUUACUUCUGCUGUGAUUACUUUGGUGUUUCUAUCAAUGUCUUUUUAUAUUUGAGAAAAUGUUGAUCUAGGUACUUUUUUUUUUUUUUUUUUUUUAACAGUCCAUUGUGGUUACUUGAGACUCUGAGUCGCUUGAGGAAUCCAGUAGAGUUUUAGAAUUCUCCAUUUCGCUGCUUACUAUAGAUGUUUCUGUAAAAUUUGUGAUGAAUCCAGCGGAAAAUACUUUGUAGUUACAGGAGAAAAAAAUUCAAGCCAUUUUUUUUUUUACUUUUUCUCUCUUUCUUUCUGGUUGCUUUCUUCCUUCUUCUUCUUCCCAACAUGCAUUGCAUCUUUUUUACACGGGAGUCAUGUGACUCGCAAUUUAAGCUUUUCUAAGCCCUCACACCUCAUUUUUAAGUUAGUUUAACCGUUUAGACCCUCUGUAAUGUCACUAUUAUUGUAAAACUUUUUAUUUUCAUUUAUGUAAAAUUUAAUGUAUGACUCCUUUCUAUUGGCUACUAACUAGAUGACGUUUUUGGUGCCAAUUUAUAACUUUCUAUGCACCUAUAUAUACUCUUAUCAGCCAGGAUUGUUAAUCUUAUUCCAUUUUGAAAAAGCCUCAGUGGCGAAAUGCGCAAAUGGUUUUAAUAUUUGUGUAUCUAUAUAAUUAAAGAUUUUAUGGUCACUAUUUGUGCCAACUAUCUUUUUAUACACAUUUUUUAUCUUUACCUGGCUUUUUACCAAUUUUAUUGCGUGCUUACAAGACUAUCCGUGGUGGGGAUCAUACCACCAAUGCUGUCAUCAGAGUGCAGUUGGCCUGCACUACACUUGUUAGUAAAUUUUUAUUUCUCUUACAACUCCAUACCCUGUUAUAACAGAGUGCACUAUCAGCUGUCUUUAUAUAUCCCUUUCCUGAGAGCUGGACACCAUUCACUCCAGAAGACAAUCACCUAUAUAUCCCAUGAGCGGGGAUCAUACCGCUGUAAGCCUGUUAUACCUGAGCUGGCUAUGGCUCUUCUAAAUGUGAGUUUAAUAAAUAUAUAUAUAUAUAUAUGUAUAUAUAUAUAUAUAUUCAUAUUCUCACAUAUAUUGACCCACUCAGUCUAUAGGAUCGGUCUCUUAUUUGUGUCUUCCAUAUCACGAGAAUAAUCAAACUUCUAUGAACAGUGAGGACACCCCAUCACCAAAAGCACCUUAAAAGACACUUGUCGCUAGAGUGCAACUUCAGAUUAUCUUGGACUGAUUUAUAUGCACUUACUUUUUAUAUAUAUGCUCUAUCUAUAUACUUGUUUUUAUUUCCUAUAGUCUACACUGAUACAUUUUGGCGUAGCCUUGCACUACUGUUGUUGUUGUUUUCUACUCUUCUGCUAGAGGGUUAGAGGGUUACCCUCUGCCAGGCCGCUGCCUACCUAUUCCUUAUUAUUAUUAUUAUUAGCGCUGACCUCUUAACUUUUCACUUCUUCUUCUGUGCCUUUUCAGUUUUGCGUUCAUCUUUUUUAGUAGUCAUUACUUAAUUUUAGUUGGGAGAGACCAAAAUAAAAAAAUAAAAUAAAAAUAAAAAUAUAUAUUUUCCUUCUUUUGUGGUAUCUGCUUGAUUAUUUCUUUUUUGUUGCCCUUCUCCCAAUAUUAUUUUCUGAUUUUGGGUUAAGAUGGAACUGGCAGAGAGUAGGCAUUCGGGUAUAUGAACCCCUUAGUGGGUUAACUUACAGAGCUUCAAAUUAUUAUUUUUUUUUUAUAUUUUCAGGGUAAAAUUCCACUUGAUGAGAUUAGAAUUUUAUGGGGGAAAAAGGGUCCCAAUGAAUUUCCAGAUAACUAUCUGGAUGUCAGUAUAAUCUGACUGUUUAGUCACGUUGAUCAAAUUUGUAAUAUUUAGUUUUUACUGUUUGCAAUGCUCUAUGCCCCCUUAGAAUACAGCUGUAUAUCUUCAACAGGUUAUUAACAGAUUAUUACCGGUUAUUAUAGGAUAGUUUGUUUAGUACUAGCAAAUAAAUAAACAUAAUGAAAAGUAUAUAAAAAAAAAAAAACAACUUUGUUUAACUUCAUUUAACUCACAGUUUCCCUGUCAGUUGCAGCUUGACUCAGCUCAAAGCCACCAGCCGUCCGUCAGCUUGGAUUUCCGCCUGUUUUUUCCAAGGUAAGUAUCACAAAAUGUAGCAAUGCCCCUCCGAAUAUCGGUUUGGUGUUCCAACCUCCCGUCACAGCGAGGCUCAAUCUGGGAGCCACAGAAACCCCUUUCGGUACUUCUUGGGAUACUCUUUCUCUCUCUGUUCUGCCAUUCUGAUGAGAGGCUUCCCGCCUCAAGGGACAGGAUGCCUCUGCUCCACACUACCCACACUGUUUGCUGAAUACCUACUCUGCUCUGCUCACAGAUGUUCCUUCUCUCCUCCUUUGUUUGGUACUCCGCAGGUCGAGGUCGUACACACUGCGUUCACGAGCUAUCGCUCACCCAUCACUCCACGUCCUACAUCACUUCCAUAUUACCCUUUUUUUUUCUUUGAUACAGCAGGAAAAGUAUUCUGGUUGGGACUGAAUCCAGUGUGAAAGGUUGUAGUAAUAUGGAAUUGUAUAAAACAAAAAAUAGUUAAUUUUUUGAUAUGUAUGAAAUAUCGCCAUGUUGUGUUUUUGGAAAAUUAAAAUGCAUUUAAAAUAUACCAGUAUAUUUUAGCACUUAAGAAUUUUGCUUACAAUAUUAGUUUAUAGCUGCCCUCGGCUGUUCAUAUAUUAUAUAAAAUGAAUCACCAGUCUUUUAAACAUCCACAGUGAAUAAAGGUUAUUCACAAAAUGAUUCUUGUUUCAAAAUUGUUUUAUUGACUUAUCAACAAAAAAUUAUAAUAUACUGAACAAAAAAAGAAUCAAUAUCAAUAUCCAGCAUGCCCACCCCACUAGACCACCUUGUACAAAGGCAACUAGCUCAAAUAGCUAAGACACAACAUAUGGGGAACCUCUAAUAUAGAAAAUUGGAGACAUACUCCACAUAAUAAUCAUAAUAAAUAUAUCAUAAUAAUAAUAAUAAUUCACAGGGCUUUGUUUGUAUUUCAUUUUUGGUUACUCUCUUUUCUCUUUCUCUUUUCUUACACCAUGGUCCUAAGACACCAUAAUGCUCAGUUUUGUUUACAUGUUAUGAUCCCAAUGCAUAAUGUACAUUAUUGUUGGCCCAAAUAGAUUUCCUGCUAUAGAUUGUACUCAAAAUGCAUGUAAUAAUGUGUACUGUUAUUUCCUAUAAUGUUAACACUUUAUGUUGUAUGCACAUCCAUAUUGUGUGAAAAUUAAAACCACCUUAAAUAAAGAUUUAGAAAAAAAAGAAUGAAUGCAUACACAUAAAGAUAUAAAGAAAUACCACAAAUAAUAAUAAUAACAUUGUUUAAAAAGAGGGAGGUGAAUUAUUGUAGAAAAUGUAAGAAUUCAAUUUAAAACUGGCAUUUGAUAAAUUGUAGACUAUUAUCUUGUUUUGUCAAAACAUUUGUACAAAUGUAAUAUUAAGAUCUUACUUAUAAUUUCUAUAUUAACACUCUAUACACAAUGCCAUGCAUUAUUCAGUUUUAUGAGGUUUAAUGUGUCAGUCAACAAUUACUAGUCAAACACAAAAAAAAUAAAUGAUGGUGGUAAAAGUCUAUUACUAGUUAAUAAAAAUGCAUUCACAUAUAUAUUUUUAAUUACAAUAGUGAUUGUAAACUGAAAGGUUGACUGAAUAUUUUAAUCUGCUGCUCACAAUGUAGUAUUAGCAUAAUUAACAUCGUUGGUCUACUCUUCCAUUAUCCUCUAUUUGGUCCUCUCACUGAGCUAACUGACUAUUAAUUUUCAAAGCAUGUUAUCAGGGAAGAAUACUGAUAGCCUAAUGCACACUUCACCAGCUCCCGUAUGCCACGGAGAGAGCUUUGUGUUUAUUUUCAUUUGCCUUACUUUGAAUAUUAUGUUUCAUUCUAGAUCUGGCACAUUUGGGAUGCCCACUGAUACGAUCUAUCCUCUGGCUUCUACAAUAAUUGAUCAUAGCAGGAAUACUGUUUAGAAAGCACACUGGGAUGCCAGGUCACUGUGCAACAUAAAUACUGUCACAGAGUAAUUGACAGCAAAUCUAGAUUUCUGUGCUCUGUGGGAUAUGGAAGUUAAGUCUUUGACUCGGUCAUUCCUGUAACCUUGUGCUACAAUUAAUAAUAUUUUCUCACACAUCUUUGAAUCACAGUGAUAGAGAGUAGGUAGCUUUUUAUCUAUCACAUUUUCAGCUGUUACAACUCUUCCUUUGAGGUACUGACUGAGCUGCUUGGCCCUGUUGUACCGUAAGCUUGACACGUUUUCUGCAUUAAGUUAUUUUACAACAAGAAUAUACUUGCUAUUUAUCUAAAAUAAUAAUAAAAAGGAAAAUUAUAGGUAACAUUUGCUAAAUGUCAAAAGAUCAGUAAGUCUAAUAAUUAUAUAGUUAGAAAUGAAUCAUUAACUGAUUAGGUUAAUCAGAAAAAAACAACAAUUAUUCUAAUUCAUUUAUUACAACUAAUAAAUAUAUUUAAUUUCUUUUUUUAUGUUCUCCAUAUAAUAUGUAAUCCCUUACAAGUUUAUUUUGUAUAGUUUCUAUCCUUAUUUAGAAUCUAAGUUUUAAAGGGUAAGGAUCUGGCAUCCAACUUUAUCCAUGAACAUUGCACUCUUUAUUAUGAUAUUUGUAUCAUUAUCUUACUUAUUAGACCUUUCCUUAACUGUAAUUUAAGCCGUUAAUGCUAAGUACAAAUCUUACUGCUCCAAAAACAAAAUAUAUGAAAAAGUCAUUUAUUUAAGGUUUAUUCAGAUUUUUAAUGUUCCUUCAACACAUUAAUGUCCAUUCCAUUCUGCAAUAGUGGACUUUACUGUCCACUAAAAUGACAUCUAAUCUGAGCAGGGUCCCUAUUCAGACCCAGCAGAUACAGAUCAUUGCUACACUCUGAAAGCAGUGCCAAGCUGACUGAUCGGAUGUGACAACAGCUAAAAGUGAAUGCACACUGUCUCAUCACAUUAAAGGACCACUAUAGGCACCCAGACCACUUCAGCUAAAUGAAGUGGUCUGGGUGCCAGGUCCAGAUAGGAUUAACCUUUUUUUUCUGUAAUCAUAGCAGUUUCAGAGAAACUGCUAUGUUUACCUAUGGGUUAAUCCAGCCUCUAGUGGCUGUCUCAUUGACAGCUGCUAGAGGCCUUCUGCGCUUCUCAGCGUGAUUUUCACAGUGAGAAGACGCUUGCGUCCAUAGGAAAGCAUUGAGAAUGCUUUCCUAUGGACUGGCUGAAUGCGUGCACGGCUCUUGCCGUGCAUACGCAUUCAGCCGAAGAGGAGGAGAGGAGGCGGAGAGGAGGCGGAGAGGAGGCGGAGAGGAGGAGGAGAGCUCCCCGCCCAGCACUGGAGAAAGAGGUAUGUUUAACCCCUUCCUCCCCCCAGAGCCCGGCGGGAGGGGGACCCAGAGGGUGGGGGGACCCUGAGGGUGGGGGCACCCUGAGGGCACUAUAGUGCCAGGAAAACGAGUAUGUUUUCCUGGAACUAUAGUGGUCCUUUAAAAGACAUGGCCACUUCUGAAUAGAUAUAUAUAUAUUUAGUUUUAAUAUAAGCUCCAAUUAAUAAUAUUACCAGUUCAGGGGGGUCUAGUUCACAUAAUUUACAGAAGAUUUACUGCUGCUGUCUGCUUCUAAGUAACCUUAUGCUCAUUAGCUUCAAGCUUGUUGCCUAAUAAUCCCAAAGAAGCCUUCUUUCAUUCUCAUCUUGAUCCUCCAUUUCUUUAGAUCAUCAUAAGCCUGCUCUAUAAUAGUUUAAACUUCCCCUAAUCUGAUCAUCUCACUAUCUAAUUUUUCCUCAACCAACCGCAUUCCCACUUUCCAAGUAAUUAUUUAUAAUGCUGACAUGAUACUUUUCUUUUACGUUUUUUCCAACCCGUUCAUUAAUAGCGUUAAUAAUGAAAAAAGGGUACAUUUGCUAUUUGUUUUAAGAUAAACUUUAUGCUGAGAGCAGACUUUAUAGAUUUCAUGGUGAAACGCGCUGUCCAUUGUGUUUAACGGUUAAGGUUAUGAUUUUCCAAAUUGGUCGUGCACCUACUGCAUUCCUUCUGUGGGAAAGUGUUCUCUUUAAUUACUAAUUAAAACUUGGUCAUAAAAAACUAUUAUAGUUUAUAUAUGUACUUUGAUUUCACUUUAUACACUGUGAAUUUUGCAAGAUGUAUUGUACUUUUUAAUAACAACUUUAUGUUCAUUGCACCUUUGUUAGCUUUGAAUGUCUAAAUGUAUUUGUAUCUUUAUACCCUAACACCCCAACUAAGAAAAUGUUUGGAAUUAAAUAAAUAAAAAUAUAUAUCGCCAAACUUUCUCACUCAACCAUAAGGUUGCAAGGCAGAGACUGGUCUUGAAGGAAGUUCCAAGUCGUACACUAUUAAGUUUAUCCAACGGGUGUGACAGAGAGGUGAGAAGACUAUCCAGUUGAGUCAAACAGUAAUAGCUAUAUGAGAAAACAGGAACAAAGAGGACAAAUACAGGAAUAGUAGUUGAGCAGAUAGGAGACAGGACAUGUAGGAAUACCGAAAAUCACAUGGUUAGAUACAGUUGAGCUUCGACGAUGCAAUGUGUGAACUGCAAGGUGUUGAAUGGAUAGCCAGGCUCAUUAAUCAAGCUCCGCAGGAUUGGGAAAAGUCUGUUUAAAUUGGGAUUUAGUUAAAAGAGCAGUGACAUAUAAAUAAAGUAAUAAGGGUACCUGACAGAAAGUCAGAAAACUUUAUCUACUGGUUACUGACUCUGGUUGUAUUUAUUUUAUUUCACAUAAUUGUAUAAUGGUAAUAUUAGUAUAAUUUCUAUGCAUUUGUAUUGAUAUGAAUAAGUAUUGAUUUUUACACUUGCAUUACAAACAUUGCUACUAUCCAAACUUACAAUUUAUUUUGGAGUUGUUUGCCAGUUACAUUUUUUUUAUUAUUAUUUAAAAAAGGAGAUUUUUUUUUCUAAAGAAUACUGCUACAUUUCAAAGUAAAGCCAGAGCACAGCAAAACCUUUUAAUACAGAUUUUGAACAAUAUGCCUAAAGGAAAUUUAAAUCUAACAUGGUUGUUCCCAAACCAUGGUAUUAACUACAUAUAUAAUAAGAUAAUAUACAUGAGUCAUAACAACAAUUUCAUUGUGUCAAUAAUAUGCUUGGGGCCAACUAUACUUUUGUGACAAAAAAAGCAAUAAAACCAAAAUGAAUUUAACAAUAAUAAACCUACUCUGCUGUUUUGGAUGAAUAAAUCUGAGAAUUUAAUAUAUCAAUCAUAAUGGGAGCAAAACAACAUUAAAUUAAAUCGAACUGUUAAUUUGCACUAUGCAUGUAUUUGAGUUCAAAAUACGAUUCACAUACAUAAGGUCUUGCAAGUCAUAACUCUUUGUCUGGUGCUAAAAUGUGAACAGAAAAGGCUUGUAAGGCCAUCUAGAGGUCAUAUUCCAAAAUGCAGUUUUUACAUAUUUUUUUUUUUUUAGGAUUAGGCAAGAAAAGCUAUUUUUUACCUACUUCUGCAAUUUCAUUUGCAAUCCUCUUUACAAUAGUCUGUAAAUAUUAUUUAUGUCUGAAAUCUUUUGUUAAUUUACAUGACAAUUCACUGUUUCUUGAAUUUGCACACAUUUUCUUUAGUCUUUGAAACUGUCCUUUUGAGAAUAUUUGUGAGCCAAGAGCUAAAUUGCCUACUGCAGAAAUGGAUAUAUCUAAAUCAUCUGUGCAUAAAUCAAAUAUAUAGUGAUCAAGCAGGGUGAUAGAUGGGGUGACAGAUGGGGUGACAUGGUUAUUGUGAAUUGGCAGGACUAAUUGGAAAAACACCAUAACCCAUAUUAAUCCAUUUUUAAAUAAAUUACCGAAAUUACAGACAUUUUACUAGUGAAGAUUACAAAUAUCCAAAUAAUGUAUAUUUAAAAAUUCCAUAUUUUGUGUAAUAUGUAUUUUCCAAAAAUAUAUAGAUAUAAAUAAACCCCAAGAAGACCAAUAGUUUAUAAGAUUGAUUUGAUUUCAGCAAAUUUGAUUCAAUAUUGUAUACAAUCAACAGGAAAAUGAGAAAAGGCUUAUAUAAAUGUCACAAUGAAACAGCACCCUAUAUCUUAUAUCACAGUGCUUUUGGUGGUCACCAGUGGUGUACAUACCAGGGUCGCAGGGGUCGCGGCGGCGACCGGGCCUGGCCCACCAGGGGGCCCGGCCGCCCCUGCGACCCGGUAUAUACCCACAGGGCCAGCCUCUUCUCCUAGGAGGCCCACAAGGCGGCCACCUUAGGGCCCCCCAGGCUGGCCCUGCUAACCCCGGCGGGCGGGGGCGCGCAAGGGACCACUUCAUUGAGCUGAUGUGAUCUGUGUGUCUGUAGUGGUCCUUUAAGUGUGUGUGCAUACCGCGUUCGUGGGGUCGCAGCCCUGCAACCCCUGCGACCAGGUGCCCGCUGCCAUGUGUUGCGGCCCUGACCUGCGCCGAGUAAGCGCUGGGGCCCACGGAUCAAUUUUCGCACCGGGGUCCCAUGGGUCAUGUGUAUGCCACUGGUGGUCACAAUCCCUCUGAAGAAGAAGAAGUGAGGAAAACUUAAUAAGACAAUCAGAUGCAUAAAAGGACUCUGGAUGUCAUAGUUUAUGAUGUUGGUUGCUUGGAAUAUUAAGGUGGAUCCUCAAGGUGUAAAGUGACUCUAAUACCCCCGUGUGCCUAAUCACAAUGCCUGUCUGGUCAAACACCAGCCAUAGCAAAAAGCUGCAACUUUUCCAUAUCUCUCAAAGAUAAAUUAUUAAUUGCAUUUCAGAACUGUCCUGUAGAGUGGUGAAUUAAUGGCUUUUCCAUUUAAAAAGCUUUAUGGAAAUAUUAAUGUGGUUUUUAGGUUUCAAUAAUAAAAUCUAUAUAUUUAUAUGUCUUUUAAUUUGAGGGAAAAUGCUAGUAGAAUUGUGAGUGAAAAACGUACAUGCAGGAACAAGCACACAGUCUAUCAAAAGAUAGCAGUCACCAUGAUCUGCUAUAAAACAGUUUGACAGAUUAAAUAUUUACCCAUACAUCAAAAGUAGCUUUGUGUGCUAUGGUCAUUUCAUUUUCAUCACAUGAAGUGUACUACUGAUGUCUACAUCUGCUACUAGAGUGGAGCUAACAAACACUCAUACAGAUCUUUGUAAAAAGAUGCUGAUAAUGGAUUAACAGUGCGUACACUCCAGCAAACAUCUUAAUUAGUUGAUUUUGUAAAUCAUGUUAUAAUAGGUAAUGAUAUUAACACACAAUUGUCAUUGUGAACAUUGUACACAUUAAAGGGAAUCUCCAGUGCCAGGAAAACAAUUUGUUUUCCUGGCACUGCAGGUCCCCUCUCCCUCCCACCUCCCAAUCCCUGAUUGCUGAAGGGGUGAAAACCCCUUCAGUCACUUACCAGAGGCAGUGACAUGUCCCACGUCGCUGCUUCUUCCUCCACCGCUCCUCCUCUGCAUUACGUCGGCCGGCCGGGGAGACCUAAGGCGCAUGCGCGGCAAUGCUGCACAUGCGCAUUAGGGCUUCCCAUAGGGAAGCAUUGAAAAUGCUUUUCAAUGCUUUCCUAUGGAGAAUUGAGCUACGCUGGAGGUCCUCACACAGCGUGAGGACAUCCAGCGACGCUCUAGCACAGGUUUUCUCUGCUAUAGAGCAGGAUGUGCCCUCUAGUGGCUGUCUAGUAGACAGCCCAUAGAGGUGGAGUUAACCCUGCAAGGUAAUUAUUGCAGUUUAUAAAAAAAACUGCAAUAAUUACACUUGCAGGGUUAAGAGUAGUGGGAGUUGGCACCCAGACCACUACAAUAGGCAGAAGUAGUCUGGGUGCCUGGAGUGUCCCUUUAAUGUCAUCUAUGAAUUGUCCACAGUGGUAAUUAGCUAUGGUCUGAUUGGAGAAAAGAUACAAAUGUGUUGCAGAACUUUAACUCCCAAGACAGAACAUGACACCACACAUAGAUAUACAUAAUUUAGAAAUGUAUGAAGGUGUAAUUGAUUUUAUGCAUUUUACAAUGUCUAUUGUGUGAUAUGCAUUGAACUAUUGUAUUAAAGUAUGUUGAAAGGAUUCAUUUUAACCGUAAGACACUUUUUAAACUUUAACUUGAUUAUCCACGUAACACCCAAUAAUUCACCAGAUCCAAAUGCAAAAUCCAUGUUUAUCACACAAGAUAAACCUAUUCGCACGCAAAUCAAGAUGAUACAUAAUUUAUUUGUUUGCGAUGGAUUGCGAGCAAUGACCAUCUAACCAAUCUUUCAUCAAGUGAUAACUAUAAAGUAUGUAACAAAAGAUAAUUUUAGUUUGUUUUGAGUCUUCCUAUUUUUAUUCAAAAUUAAAAGACCCAGAAAUAACCUGGGGGGUGUGGGGUGGGAGAGGGUGCACUAGAGACAAACCUGUGUGGAAUACCAAAAAUCUAGAGUACUGGUGGGGUGCUAUUUACAUACCUACUUCAUAAUUAAAAUGUAUUUCCCCAGUGGCCACUUUAAAAUCAUAAUGCUGAUUUGAUAAUAUAUGCAAGCUACACAAAUGACUCCAUGUUAAUCAAUGUAACGACAAAUAAGUACUAAUAAGUAACUAAACUACAUUAAAAGUAUAUGAAUUUUCCAGAAAUACACACACUGCAAUAUUCUGAUGGCACAUAAAUGGUUAAACAUGUGUCAUUCAUUCACAGAAGCAGUUUAUUAUAAAAAGGACAAUAGCAGGUUAGCUGCCAAAAUGCACCCACCAUGGAUGGUUUUUCCAUGAGAAGAUGAACAGCAGUGCCUGCAGCAGCCUCAGUAGCAACUUCAGCACUACCAGCAAGGAACUGUGGUGCAUGGGAGACCAGGUCAGGUUAGAGGCGGACAACGAUAUCCUUAUUGUCUUCCUCAACAGCAAAUACAGUGGGACUCUAUGAUCCUACGUCAGAGUGUUUUGCGUCAGACAUUGAAGGAUCCGGAGCUACAUAAGAAGCAUCACUUAGCACAUGCAAGCAUCCUUGCUUUGUGCAACCUACUCAAGGAUGACUUGGAAUUGUGGUCUCAGGCUAAUAGAGCUAAGCUAGUACUCUGUUUGAGCUGAUAAUAUUUUUGGAGUCUACUAGCUUCUAAAGGAACCUCUGACUGUGUUUGGGAUGGUACAAUCCACCUGUCCAAAGGUGCUUUUUAUCUUCCUGGCUGCCAUAAGGACCUACUGCCCGAUGUUUAUAUCAUUUUCUCCAAUACAUGCUGGGAAAAGCCCUGCCAUGCUACUACUUGGAGGCCUAGGUGACUCUAGGGAUGCAAAUAUAGAUUAUUCUGCUACUUUAGACAUUGUGUCACCAAUUGCAGCAUUCGUGGGUUAAGAAAAAAUUAAUUUGCCUUCUGGGUGGUGAAUCAGAAGUAACAGGUAUGUUGAGCUUGAAUGCUAUUAAUGGUGUUGGUGGCAGGGCUAGCAGAUGUGUUGCUACUUAUGGCAGUACUUAUGGUGUCUGUGUCCAGGGCAGCAGAAGUGUCAGCAGACAUAUUUCCCUAACAAAUAAAUGACUUUGAGAGGCCAUGGUACGCCUGCUGAUGGUGGCUUGGGGAAAACAACACCCUCCCUUUCUCAAUUUCUUCUUUGGAUUACUACCUACUAUUGAUUUUAUUUAUUAAAAUAAAUUAGGAUAUGAAUGUGUACUGUGUAAACUAACAACUUUUUAAAGCCAAAAUAGAUGCUUGUGUUGAAAAAUGAGUUGCUGCUUGGGGGAUUUAGUACUACUGUGAUGCUAAUGCGUUUGAAACACUACACUGCACACAGUGCUUGAACAGCACAUACUGGAUUUUCUUUCUAAAAAGAGUUAAAAAUAAAGACCUACCACAUUAAGUGCAGAUUUCACUUGUGCAGUAAACUACCACAAACUGUAUGGCAAUCUGCAAAAACACAAGCAUACUUGAAAUCCAAUAAUCUGUCUCUCAAAAGAAACAAAACCCACAAAUCAGUAAAACAAUAACCUAUGUCAGUAAUUAAAAAUUGGUCUAGGUUUGGCAGUUUGGCACCCUCAGAGGCUGACUAGACACAGCAGUAACCUAAUCACCUCAUUAGUUUGACUAGGAUCAAUAACACAGGCUUCCUUCCACUCCCACACAGACACAGCAAGGGUAAAACCAGGCAACUCCUGCCUGCUGGUCUGACUGAAAAGCUGAAGUGUCCAAAUGUCUAGAACAGUGGUUCCCAACCCAGUCCUCAGGUACCCCCUACCAGUCCAGGAUUUAAUGAUUACUCAGGUGUGACUAAGGUGUUUAAAAAAAAAAAAACACCUUGAACACAACAGGGUAAUCACUAAAUCCUUGACUGGUAGGUGGUACUUGAGGACUGGGUUGGGAACCACUGGUCUAAAGAACCCUAUUUUGAUUUGAAUUCCUGACACAGCAGUAUUUCUCUAAGAGUCAGAGGAGGCUCUAAUCUAGACUUUAUGAGGCCUUAGGCGAAACUCAAACAUAAGGCCCCCACUAACAACCAAAGUGAAAAAAUAAUAGGGUUGGAUUUCGUGUGUGUGAGUGUAAGGAGCAGUUGCUAUUUAAAAGGCGGGCUUGCACCGUUAAAUACAGAGAGUUAGUCUCUGCAGUCAUUGUUCAGAAGCUUGCAUUGUCGCAGCUUCCUGUGCCUCUUUAUUGUGAGCUCUCUGGCUGUAGUUGUAGCAUAAUUUGCAAAUAAAAUUAAUUUGCAAUAAAUACAUUUAAUUUGCAAGUAUGCCAGGUGAGGGAGGUUUGUGAUGGUGUGUGUGGCAGGGGGUUAUAUUGUGAUGGAGGGAGAUGGUGUGUAAGAGGGGGUGAUGGUGUGUGGGAGGGGGUAAUACUGUGAGGAAGGGAGAUGGUGUGUAGGAGGGGGUGAUGGUGUGAAGGAGAAGGGUGAUACUUUGAGUGAGGGGGGUGAUACUGUGAGGGAGGGGAGUAAUACUGUGAGGGAAGGGGGUAAUACUGUGGGUGGGAAUACUGUGAGGGAAGGGGUAAUACUUUGGGGAUACUGGGAGGGAGGGGGCUAUACUGGAAGGGAUGAUACUGGGAGGGGGUAAUAUUGUAAGGGGGGAUACUGAGAUGGAGGGAGUAAUACUGUGAAGGGGAUACUGGGAGGGAGGGGUGAUGGUGAGAGGGAGAAAGGAUGCUGUGAGGGAAGGAGGUAAUACUGUGCGGGUGAGGUACUGGGAAGGAGGGGUAAUACUGUGAGGGGGAUACUGGGAGGGAGGGGGUGAAGUUGUUAGGGAGAGGGUAUACUGGGAGGGAGUGAAAUAGUGAGAGAGGGGGUAAAAGUGGGAUGGAAGGGGUUGAUGGUGUGAAAGAGGGGGUACUAGGAGGGGUUGAAGUUGUGAGGGAGGGGGGUGAUAGUGUGAAAGAGGGGGAAUACUGGAAGGGAGGGAGGGGGUGAAAUUGUGAGGGAGAAGGUGAAAGUAGGAGGGAGGGGAUUGAAGGUGUAAAAGAGGGGGGAUAAUGGGAGGGGGUGAAGUUGUGAGUGAGGGGGCAUACAGGAGGAAGGGGUGAAAUUGGAGGGGGUGAAAAGGAGGGAUGGGGUGAUGGUGUGUAAGAGGGGGAUACUGGGAGGGGGUGAAGUUGUUAGGGGGGAUACUGGGAGGGGGUAUACUGGGAGGGGUGAGGUUUUGAGGGAUGGGGUGAUAGUGUGAAAUAGGAGGAUACUGGGAGGGAGGUGUGAGGUUUUUAGGGAGGGUGUGAUAAUGUGAAAUAGAGGGAUACUGAGAGGGAGGGGUGAAAGUGGGAGGGAGAGAGGUGAUGGUGUAAAAAAGGAGGGAUACUGGGAGGAGGUGAAUUUGUGAGGGAAGGGGUAUACUGGGAGGGAGGGGUGAAAUUGUGAGGAAGGGGGUGACAGUGGGAGGGAGGGAGGGAGGGUGAUGGUGUGGAGAGGGGUUACUGGGAGGGGGUAAAAGUUGUGAUGGAUGGGGUAUACUGGGGGAAGGAGGAUGAAGUUGUGAGGUAGUGGAUGAAAAGACCUGGUGGUCCGGUGGCCAUGGACGCCGGUCUGCAGCUCCAUCACUCUGAUUGAUCAGAUCUUGUGAGACACAUGGUCUGCAGCUCUGCACACUGCGGAGCUGCAGACCGGCGGCACAGAGAAGCAGUCUUUCCUAAGGUGGUUAAGGCGGCUGCGAGGCCCCAUCCAGCGCAAGGCGUUAGGCAGCCACCUAAACCGCCUAAUUAAAGAGCCACCUCUGCUAAGAGUUAUAAGAUCAGUGUUCUCUUUGGCAACUGAUUGACUAAAGCCUGAAUUAUGACACUGCAUCUAUGAUUGUAUUUUACUGUAACUGCUCAUUAAUGGCUAACAUUUUUUUUUAACAUUUACUUCACUUGUGUAUUACAAUGUAAAUAGUGUAUAUAAUAUUACAAUUUUUGUUUACUGUUGAAGUGUAAGCACCCCAGUUUAGAAUGUUAUUUUAAAAAAAAGUCCAGUUUCUUUCCAUUAACCCCUUAAGGACACAUGACGGAAAUAUUGCGUCAUGAUUCCCUUUUAUUCCAGAAGUUGUGUCCAUAAGGGGUUAAUGUCUACAAAGGUUCAAGUCCUGGAUAUCUCUGGUAAUAUCCACCUACUAACUAGCCACUGUAUCCCCCAGUGGAUAAUCUUUUUGGUGGAUUAUUUUUUGAGGGUGUUUUUUACCCUGGAGAAGUCCUUUAUAGAACGUCCAUAAUAAUUUGCAAAACCAGACCAAUGGAUAGUAACCAGUUUAAUACAGCAGCUAACUGAAGCAGAUCCUUUUUGAUCAAUUCUUCUAACAUUACAUAACCCAAAAACAGAAUUUGGGCCUGAUCAAACAUACAUUUCUCCAACUUGCAAAAGAGAUAAUUUUGCAAUAAAGUUUUCAAGAUUUGUCUUACAUGCAUGUGAUGCGUUUGAAAGGCUGGCGAAUUAACCCAGAUAUCAUCAAGGUAUACGAUAAUGAAUAAUUGUAAAUGUUCUCUGAGGACAUCAUUAAUAAGGUCUUGAAAGGCAUUCGGUGUGCAAAGGCCAAAUGGCAUGACAGUAUAUCUGUAGUGUCUGCUAUGUGUAAUAAAGGCUGUCUUCCAGUUGUGCCCUUGUUUUAAGCACCCUAAAUUGCACGCUCCCCUCCGGUUUAAUUUAGUGAACAGUGUAGACCCUUUCAACAUAUCAAUAGUUUAGUUAUCAAUGGUAUGUAGUGCACAUUUUUUAUUUUGAUGCUAUUAAGUAGCCUUGAUACAAGUAAGAAGCCAGGAGAGAAAGAGCAUCUGAUGGAGCAUUUAUUAAAGGACCACUAUAGUGCCAGGAAAACAUACUCGUUUUCCUGGCACUAUAGUGCCCUGAGGGUGCCCCCACCCUCAGGGAUCCCCUCCCGCCAGGGCUCUGGGAGAGGAAAGGGGUAAAACUUACCUUUAUUCCAGCGCCGGGCAGGGAGCUCUCGCCUCCGAUCCUCCCAUUCGGCUGAAUGCGCAUGCGCGGCAAGAGCUGCGAGGGCAUUCAGCCGGUCUCAUAGGAAAGUAUUCAUAAUGCUUUCCUAUGGACGCUUGCGUGUUCUCACUGUGAUUUUCACAGUGAGAAUCACGCAAGCGCCUCUAGCGGCUGUCAAUGAGACAGCCACUAGAGGAUUUGGAGGAUGGAUUAACCCAUUUAUAAACAUAGCAAUUUCUCUGAAACUGCUAUGUUUAUUAAAAAAAGGGUUAAUCUUAGAGGGACCUAGCACCCAGACCACUUCAUUAAGCUGAAGUGGUCUGGGUGCCUAGAGUGGUCCUUUAAGGCUUCUCCAAUAUAUUCUUCCAUUAUCUGGUUUUCAGAAGCGAUAAGGGAUAAAAUCUCCAAUUAGAGAGCAUAAUGCCAGGCAAAAGAUCGAUAUUACAGUCAUAAGGUAUAUAUUGUGCAGGUGUAAAGUGCACAAAUGUGCAUAGCAUUUUCCACGAACUUUCCCACGCUGUGUAAAAUGACAAGAGUACUCUGAUUGGUUGGAUUUCAAGCCAACCAAUCAGAGUGCUGUGACAGGUAAAUGUAGAGACUUACUUGUCAGUCUCUUCAUUUACCUUUCAGAGUAAUCUGGUUGGUUGGCUUAAACCAACCAAUCAGAGCGCUCUGAGCCUAGUUGCAGGGUGUGGGAAGGCUUUAUAAGCCUUUUCCCACCCUGCAGAGCCCUGCCCUCCAGGGGUGAAGAUGGAUUAUUUUUUUACUGUCUGGAUUUUUAUUUUUUUAUUAUUAGUUAGACGAGUAUUAUGGAUUUUUAUUUGGCCUUUUAUGGGGCUGAAAAAAGAAGGUUUUUAGAAAAAAAAGACAUCAAAUAGAAAGUUUGUUUUGUUUACAAGUAUUUAGUUUUAUUGUUCCCCCCUAACCAUUUUUAGGGUGAGAGGGGUACGUAGGAUUUUUUUGUGUGUGUGUGUGGGGCUAGGGGCUUGGGGACUCCUAGUCACCUGAGUGGGUUACAUUUAGCCCCCAUCCGCCGCCCAAGGUUGGGGGCCUGGGGGAGGACAAUAGGUCCUCCCUAUUGUCAUUUAAAGCCCCCACCUGUUGCCAGUGGUGUAUCCUGGUUUUGUGCUGCCCUAGGCAGGACAAAACUCAGGCACCCCCCCCGCGCCACCCCCACCCGCGCAACCGCCACCCAACCUUCCCCCCUGCUCCGCCUUCUAAAUACACACACACACAUUCACUGACAGAUACGCAUUCACUAGCUAACAGAAACACACAGUCACUAACAGACACACACUCACACACUCACAGGCAAACACACACACACACACUAACAGGCAAACACACACACUAACAGACAUCCACACUAACAGACAUCCACACUAACAGACACACACACACUAACACUAACAUACAUACACUAACAUUAACAUACACACUAACACUAACAGACACACACUCACACACUCACUAACAGACACACACACUAACAGACAUCCACACUAACAGACACACACACACACUAACACUAACAUACAUACACUAACAUUAACAUACACACUAACACUAACAGACACACACACUAACACUAACAUACACACACACUAACACUAACAUACACACACACACUAACAUACACACACUCACUAACAUACACACACUAUCAUACACACACUGACAGACAUCCACACACACACACUAACAUACACACACUAACACUAACAUACACACUAACACUAACAGACACACACACUAACACACACACACUAACAGACACACACUAACAUACACACUAACAGACAUCCACACACACACUAGCAGACAUACACACACUCACUAGUGUUUUUUUUUAUUUAACCCCCCCCCAGCCUCCUUACCUUUGGUAAUGCUGGGGGGGGUUCUUCCUCUCCCUGGGGUCCAGUGGCUGCAGGGCGGGCGAGCGGCCGGCGAGGGAGCUCUUCCCCUGAGCGCUCUGCUCAGCUCCCUCGCGCGCCGCCAGCAGAGUGAGGCUGGGAGCCGGAAUAUGACGCCAUCAACCCGGCUCCCGGCCUCACUCUGCUGGCGGCGCGCGAGGGAGCUGAGCGGAGCGCUCAGGGGAAGAGCUCCCUCGCCGGCCGCCCGCCCAGCGCUGCAGCCACUGCCGCCCAGCGCCCAGAAUGUCUGUUAGCCGCGAGGCUAACAAGACAUUUGCCUUGGGCAUUUGGGGGGCGGCGUUUUUUGCCGCCCCCUGAAAAAUGCCGCCCAAGGCAAAUGCCUUGUUUGCCUCGCGGCUAAUACGUCCCUGCCUGUUGCCCAUGGGUUGGGACUGGGGUGGAGGUCCACCCUCCAUUUUCAUUUAGGCCCCCCACCCACCGAUCAUGGGUGGGGGCAGUGGGGGAGGAUAAUAGGUCCCCCUUUAUUGUAAUUUAGGUCCCCCCGCCGCUUUUAUUUUUACAUAUAACAAGGAGGGAGCUGCAUGCAGAUGGCUCCCUCCUUGUAAUAAACCAAACAAACAAACGAAGAGUUCUUCAUUCAUUCAUUUUAAAUUUCUAUUCAUUUAUUCGUCUUUCUGACAAAUGAAUGAAUAGAUGAAAUUCCCAUUCGCAUGCCCAAGUGUUUAACUGGGCAUGCACGGGAAUUUCACAGCGCUAUCUAGUGUGGACAGAUGACGUGUCCCAUAGGGACUUCAACUACCCACACAAAGAUGGCGGCUCCCAGGACCUAGGUCCAGGCAGAAAAUAAAGAUGAACAAAUAGGUAAUAUGAUGGGCUUAAGGACAUUUUGGGGUAACUAGGGGGACAAUACAAUGUAGUAGAGUCGGGAGGAGUUUAAAAAAACGGGAUUCGGCCAUGACAGUGCCGCUUUAAUUUGGGCAUUUUGAGAUGGAUAGUCCUAAAUAAGUAAGUAUAGGUUUAAUUUAAUUUGGAAAAGAUUGAUUUUUUUUUUUUUUUUUUUAUGACACUGUUUCAAUCUCUGAGCUGUCUGAAAAUUACAUAGUUGUGGAAUGUGUGACAAUAUUUCAGGUGAUUUAUUGGAUAUUUUUCUGGUGAGGAUUGGAUAUUUUUGAAAUUAUAUAUUGUCUCUUUGGGUUUUUCAAAAAUCUAGAGCAGUAGACCAAAAAGUGAAGACAUGGGUAAACGAGUACUGCAACUGAUCAUGGGGAAGGAACAAACCAUGAACUGUUCAGAUUGGUAAUGGAGCAGACAAAUUGGAUAUUAUUAGAAUAAAUUGUAUUCUUACUUUGGGGUGAAAUUGCAUGUAGCAUGAAUGACCGCUAGUUCCUACUGAAAAUGGAUGUGGAGCAUUGGUGCCAUUUUUAGUAUAGUGUGGGAACUAGAAUGUGUUGUUAUUGAUUAAUGUACCUGUUUGAUAAGGUGAGUGUCCAUAACAUGGUGUAUGAGUCCCCUGUGAUGUGGCUGUUGUCACUUUGUUUAUGUAAAUAUAUUUUGAGUUAUGUGUUUAUUCACCAAUACAAGUGUUAAAUUCUGUUGGUACGAUACUAUCAGUGUUAGUAUGCAUGCAUGGGGUUAAUUUUAUCGCAAGAUAGAAGGCUUCAUAUUUUGCUUAUUCUUCUUUACUGAAACCUCCUAGCAGCAAAGAAAGAGUUAACAAUGUGGAUAAAAAAUCAACCAAUCAGAAUGUAUAUCAGUAAUAUAUAGUGCAAUCAGACUCCUCCCACUUCCUCUUUCUCUGCUGUUUGCCUCCCAGGUGAGUCUAUUCUGAUUAUACUGCCUUCAGGUUUUUAUUUAAAAUACCUUUUAACUUGUUAUAGUUUCCUUUUAUUAUAUAUUUUUUAUUUGUUACACAUCUUUGAUUUCUAUUCCUUGCAUUACUUGUCUAAAGGGGUUUGCUUUGUUAUCUUUUAACUUUCAACUGUGUGGCACAUUGUGUUCAUCUUACAACCCCUCUUCAUGCCCCUUCGGGCCACCUUUCUUGUCUUUUAUGUCUGACCUCACAAUCCAGUCUCCUGUCCUACCAUUGCCUAUUGAAUUAGAUAGCUACUCACGCUUGCCGGUGUUCUAUCAGUCUGGUAUACUCCGUCAGAUUGCUAUACCCACGUCACUUCCGGGGAGGAGAAUCAGCUGUCUCCUGUGCUGCACAUGCGUGCUAGCACUCCUGCUACUCCUCCACAGCAAGGUCCUGGAAG
Pelobates cultripes (western spadefoot toad) is the source of this 31489-nucleotide messenger RNA. The record is from the annotation of a GenBank genome assembly. Lineage: Eukaryota; Metazoa; Chordata; Amphibia; Anura; Pelobatidae.